Messenger RNA from Pseudozyma hubeiensis SY62, 1884 nucleotides. Its product is annotated as uroporphyrinogen-III synthase. NCBI's taxonomy places the organism in Eukaryota, Fungi, Basidiomycota, Ustilaginomycetes, Ustilaginales, Ustilaginaceae. Gene Ontology annotation, biological process: uroporphyrinogen III biosynthetic process. The coding region runs from base 1 to 1884 and encodes 627 amino acids. Gene Ontology annotation, molecular function: uroporphyrinogen-III synthase activity. The record is from RefSeq and is a predicted model, not a curated record. The transcript has a single exon.
AUGAUGUCUGCCACCGACGACAUCGAGGAACCCCCUCCUCCGAUCACGAUAUUGCUCUUACGGUCGCCCGUGUCCAUGACCAAAGGCACAGAUCCAUAUCACGACGCUUUCGGCUCUUUCUGUCUGCCCUCGUUUGCAUCUUCUGCGCUCGAAUCAGGCACAUCGACUCCGCUGCCAAGCUUGUCGGAGGGCGCAAAGUCCUCCUUCUCUUCCACUGCAGAGCAUGGCGCUCUCGACCUCAUAAAGACCGCCCUGACGCAGCAAGCCGCCGUAGCCGCCGUCGCCGCCGCCGCUCCCAACAAGCCAUCCCCGGAUCCUACAUCAGCACCUGCAGCAGCGUUACCACUCUCAGCAACGGGAAGACGCAAGGGCAAGUUCAUCCACGAUCAGCCUCGUCUCAUGACACAUCACCUCUCCUAUCCACAAGACGCCAACGGCGAUGAGGUCGAAAUCGAGUAUUGUGUCACUUCCUUCCCCAUCCUUUCUCACAAGUUUGUCAAUCGUGAUCAGUUCAUCGAUCGUCUCCUUCAUGGCUCUCGCAACACCACCGACGGCUCCAGCGGUCCUUACCGCGGCAUGAUCGUGACGAGCCAACGAGCUGUAGAAGCAUACAUCUCGGCAGGCGUCGCAGCCCAGGACAUCCUCCGCAGCAACAAAAAGACUUCUUCCAGCUCUCCGACGGCGUGGAAUCGUGUUCCCUUCUUCGCAGUGGGCCCCGCGACCUCUUCGGCGCUACGCAACGUGCCUCUUGCCCCAUGGCUUCGCCCGCGACUCGUCAUGGGUGGCGAGGCCACCGGAACAGGCGAAGCGCUGGCUCGCUACGUCGUGCGUCACUUUUCGUCGCCUUCCAUCUUGGAUCAGAAUUCCGACGUGCGCUCGGCGGAGCAGGCACCCCCGCUCCUAUACCUCGUCGGCGACAAGAAUGCGACCACGAUCCCUGACAUGCUGACGCAAGCCUCACCUCCCACAGGUCCCGUCCCCUUCGAGGAGCUUCAGGUGUACGAGACGGCGCCAGAUGUCCACUUUGCCGAAGGCUGCGAUGUGCUCGCGACGACGCUUCCUUCGGUCGUCUCGCGCCCUCCCAGUCGGAGACCGAGUCACGGCAGCAGACGUCCCAGCGGCGGAAGCAUCGCAUCGGCUGCCAGGAGCACAGGGGCCAGCCGCAGGUCGAGCGCCGACGAUCUUCGCGCCCAUGCUAGGAGCAGCGCCGAGCUCAGCCGCAAUCCGUCGCAUUCUUCCCACCAUCAAAACCUGAGCCACGUGCCUUCCGUCGGCACGCCGCUCGGCGUUAGCACCAUGACAUCGGCCGAAGCAGCGCGUCCACGCCCCGACAACCUGGCCAUUCCUGCCGCAGUUGGUGGGUCGCCCCAGCUGACGGCAUCGCCCGCUCAUAUCGAGCCAGAGGCCAUCAAUCCGAUCGAGGAAGAGUCGGUGCUCAAAAUUCUCAGGUCAAAGGCCAAGAAUGCUGCCGCCGAUUCGGCCGGUCAUGGUGCCGGAAAUGGCGCCAAGCCUCCCUACGUCGCGCGGCCGGACUGGAUCGUCUUCUUCUCGCCGAGUGGCGUCGAUUAUGCAUUGGACGAGUUUCGACGUCGCAAAUGGAUGCCACCCGCCACAGAUGGAAGUGCAUCGGCCGCGACGACUCAAAAAGCAGAGCAGCUCGGCGCCGCAACCACCAUCUCUUCUGCGCAUACGACAGCGCUCGGCAAAGGCUCAGCCAGCACCUCUCGCAAAUUUCCGCGCAUCGCAGUUCUCGGCAGCACCACACGCGCUUGGAUGGUCGAACACCUCGACAUGGAGCCCGACGCUGUCGCCACCAAACCUGGUCCCAAGGAGCUCAAGGAUGCCAUCGAAGCGGUGGAGCUACGUCUACGUGCCAAGGUGUAG